AUGUCCGCCGACGUCGCCCCCGAUCGCGACGCCGAGGGUGAAAUGCUCGAGAUCAUCCCUCUGGGCGCCGGGAGCGAGGUCGGGAGGUCGUGCGUCGUCGCGACGUUCAGAGGAAAGACGCUCAUGUUUGACUGCGGGAUCCAUCCAGGUUUCAGUGGCAUCGCCUCGCUCCCGUACCUCGAUGACGUCGAUCUGAGCGCCGUCGACGCGUUGCUCGUGACGCACUUUCACUUGGAUCACUGCGCCGCGGUGCCGUUCCUGGUGGGACGGACGGAUUUCCGAGGAAGGAUCUUCAUGACGCACCCGACCAAGGCGAUUUAUCACAUGCUGAUGCAGGACUUCGUGCGGUUGAUGAAACAAGGAGGAGGAGAGGAGCCGUUGUUCACGGAUGCGGAUUUGGAGGCGUCGAUGAAGAGGAUCGAGGUCGUGGACUUUCAUCAGGAGAUUGACGUGGACGGGGUGAAGGUGACGCCGUACAGGGCGGGGCACGUGUUGGGGGCGUGCAUGUUCAACGUGGACAUCGGCGGUUUGCGCGUGUUGUACACCGGGGAUUACUCUAGGAUCGCGGACAGGCACUUGCCGGCGGCAGAUAUACCGGCGAUUCCACCGCACGUGGUGAUCGUGGAGAGCACGUACGGGGUGUCGCCGCACUCACCGAGGGAGGAGCGGGAAAUUCGCUUCACGGACAAGGUGCAGGCCAUCGUGCGCAGAGGCGGGCAUGUAUUGCUUCCCGUCGUCGCCCUCGGUCGCGCACAGGAGCUCUUGCUCAUCCUGGAGGAUUUCUGGGCGCAGAACCCAGAUUUGCAGCGGGUUCCGAUCUAUCAAGCGUCAACGCUCGCGCGCAAGGCGAUGACAAUUUACCAGACGUACAUCAACGUCCUGAACGCGGACAUGAAGGCGGCUUUCGAGGAGGCAAAUCCGUUCGUGUUCAAUCACGUCAAGCACAUCUCGAAGGCGAGCGAGCUCGAUGAUGUCGGUCCGUGUGUCGUGCUCGCGACGCCGUCGAUGCUUCAGAGCGGGUUGUCUCGAGAACUUUUUGAGUCGUGGUGCGAAGAACCCAAGAAUGGCGUCAUCAUCGCCGACUUCGCCGUGCAGGGCACACUCGCGCGAGAGAUCCUGAGCGACGUGAACAAAGUCACCGCGAGAGACGGUCAAGAAUUACAGCUGAACAUGUCUGUCGACGCGAUCUCAUUCAGUGCGCACGCAGAUUAUCCACAGACGCAGGCGUUCUUGGACACUCUGGCCCCGCCGCACGUCGUGUUGGUUCACGGCGAGGCGGGUGAGAUGGGUCGCCUCAAGCGCGCUUUGGACGCCAAAGCCGCUGCCGACGACAAGCAAAUGAGCGUUUACACGCCGAAAAACUGCCAAGCGGUGCAGAUCAUUCACAAGGGUGAGCGCAUCGCCAAGCUCACGGGACUCAUCGCCGAGCGCGAGGUCGAGGAGGGCGAUGUCGUCGCCGGCGUGCUCGUGGAAAAGGACUUUGGUCACAUGCUCAUCGCGCCCGAAGACGUGAACAACUAUACUAAGCUGCGCACGUCGACGUUAACCCAGCGCCAGCUUGUGCCGAGCAAGAUCGCCAUCGGCACGCUGCGUUUCGCCCUCGAAGCUUUGUUCGAGGGCUUGCAUACCGUCGCGACACUCGCUCCCGAGGAGACGGAGGAGGAGGAGGAAGCCGGGGACGAAGAAAAGGAAGGGGCGAAGGGCGAGAAGAAGCCAGCCGCGAAGAGUCGCGCGAAGAAGGCAAAGAUGGAGGAGCUGACAGACGUCGAAGCUGCGGAGAACAAGUUUGAGAUCAUAACGGAAGGUUUGAGUAUUAAUGACGGCAUGGUCACCAUUCGCAAGCGAUACGCAGACGACGUCACAGGGGUGGAGCACGUGGUGAUUGAGUGGAACAGUGACCCUCUCACGGACAUGAUCGUCGAUGCGACCUUGAGUGCCAUAUUACAGCUCGAGAGCGAACCAGAGAAUUUGAAGGAAGCCGAGGCUGGGCUCCGAGACGCCAUCAAGACGAAGGACGAGCGUUCGGCGGAGAAGUGGCGUCUGCACGUCGUUGCCGCCAUGCUCGAGGCACAGUUCGGAAAACCGAAGGUGAAUGAAAAGAAGGCGACGCUGACGUUGAACAUCGAUGGCAUCGAGGGCAUCGUGGAAUACCGUACUCGAACAGUCUUGUGCGAAAACGAGUCGCUCAGACAACGAUUGGAUACCACUAUUGGACGCAUCGAUGAAGCUAUCGGUGACGCCGCGUACGCCCACGCCGUUCACUCCAUCUCCGCGUCGAGCACGAAGUUCGCGUAA
Messenger RNA from Ostreococcus tauri, 2295 nucleotides. RefSeq names its product Pre-mRNA 3'-end-processing endonuclease polyadenylation factor C-term. The record is from RefSeq and is a predicted model, not a curated record. Gene Ontology annotation, molecular function: RNA binding; 5'-3' exonuclease activity; RNA endonuclease activity. Lineage: Eukaryota; Viridiplantae; Chlorophyta; Mamiellophyceae; Mamiellales; Bathycoccaceae. Gene Ontology annotation, biological process: mRNA 3'-end processing by stem-loop binding and cleavage. Bases 1 to 2295 code for a protein of 764 amino acids. Gene Ontology annotation, cellular component: mRNA cleavage and polyadenylation specificity factor complex. The transcript has a single exon.